AAUUUUAAUAUCAAGCUAAGAUAUUUGAUCCAUAUUAUAUUAAUCCAUAAAAUAAAUAAAAUAAAAAAUAAAAAUUAGGUCGGCUUGUAUUUGUGCUUUUAGCUGGCAUAACUCAAAACGUAGCCCGAACUUGAAAGCCCGCCCGAUACCCAAAUGGAGGAGCUCAAAAGCGCGUCAACAACGCGCGUGGUCUCGUCGCCUGUAAUUCAGACAAAGGUUCCAUUAAAGCUGUCUGGUAGACCAGUCAUGUAUUCUCUGGCCUUCGUAAACGGAACGAUCUCGGUCUGAAACCCUAAAUAGCCCCCCAAAUCGGAUAGUCCUCGAUCAAAACAGCUUUAAAGCUCCCAAAUUCAAUGUCGGACCCACGCGCUGCCGACGCUGACCCCAAGGACAGCGCCGUCGCUAAAACGGCUGGGAUAGUGGUCUUCUCCGGCAUUGCCUUGAGCAUUCUCAAAGCCAUUAACCCUCUCAAUCGAAACAGAAAUGAAACCCAUCCAUUCAGUGAGCCAACUCAGCCGAUUCAAAUGCCAACCUCCCAGCCUCCUCCCAAACCCGAAGAGCCCAUCUUUAAAAUGAGUUACGAGGCCCCAGAAUCCUCACAGAGAACAGUAAAGAUUGUCAAAGGCGAUACUCUUUGGGGGCUCUCUAGAAAAUCUGGGGUAUCCAUCGAUGCAAUCAAAGAGGCAAAUGGGCUUGAAGGUGAUACCAUUUAUGCUGGAAAGAAGCUCAGAAUUCCAUGAAGAAUUCCUUUGUUUUUAAUGUCCCUUAGAAAUGUAGAAUACCUUAUUUUCGUAGAGUAGUUUUGAAAGGUCUUCACAUGGGUUAUGUAUUUCGAAACUCAAUGGCAGUUGGAGGGAAUAUUAGAUAAGCAUGCCUUAUAAUGUUUUUUGCUUUUUGAAAAAUAUUAAAUCUUCUUAGUUUAGUGAAAAUUACGUCCAUUUA
This is a messenger RNA of Ziziphus jujuba (common jujube), 942 nucleotides long. RefSeq lists its product as uncharacterized. NCBI's taxonomy places the organism in Eukaryota, Viridiplantae, Streptophyta, Magnoliopsida, Rosales, Rhamnaceae. The transcript has 3 exons. Bases 354 to 740 code for a protein of 128 amino acids. The record is from RefSeq and is a predicted model, not a curated record.